GAAACACUUUUCUCCCCAGCUCCGGCAGCUGCACGCAGAAGCCUGGAGACGGUCAGGAAGCUCCAGCUGACCGACCACGGCCCGAGAUCAUCACGGAGCCAAGUUCCAGGCUGUCUGAGGAAGCACUUCCGUCUGGUGCCAGCCCUGACCAUCUCCUCGAACCAGCACUGCAGCCCACCCGGCUGGCAUCAUGGAGAAGGUGCAGUACCUGACGCGCUCAGCCAUCCGGAGGGCCUCGGCCAUCGAGAUGCCCCAGCAGGCGCGCCAGAACCUCCAGAACCUCUUCAUCAACUUCUGCCUCAUCCUCAUCUGCCUGCUGCUCAUCUGCAUCAUCGUCAUGCUGCUCUGAGCUGGCCCUUGAGGAGGGGAGGCAGCGGCCACUCCUCAGCACAGAGCUCCCCGCGGGAGAGCGGGCCCAGGUCAACACACUGUGGGAGCACAGACCCUGGGCUCAGCAAGCACCUCCAACCUUCGCUUCCUAGCGACCAGUGUAGAGUGCGUGAGCCACCCAGCGACUGCUUCCAAUAGCCUGCAGUUUCUUUCUCAAGUCCUUUCUGAGGGUGGAGGAGGAGCUUAAUUUUGAGACAAAACUGCUGCCCAGGUCACUUCCUGCACACAGCGCUGGCCUCUCUCUGAGGCUAACGUGUUUGGGAUGCAUUUAGGAUGCACUGUCACAGCAUCUUUGAUAGCUACUGCCUAGUGCUUAGGUCUUCCCCACGGCAGUGGUGGCAAAUCUCCAGCAUGUGUGCCACAGUGGGCUGUCUGUAUCCCUGAAAGCUCUGAGAGCUUCGCCAUCACUGCACGAGAGGAACAAGUCAAACGUGCAUCACACACAAAGCACCCUGAGCCCUGGCAGCUACAGAUACUGCUGGGACCCCUUGUCAGGGGCUCACUUCCAAAUCACAAGUUAUAUUCUUUUCCUGUACCAAAUGAACACUUUUUGAAGUUUUUGAAAAUCAAAUAGAGAAAGGAACAUAUCCUUAUAUAAAUAAAUUCCGCUAAUUCUUUUCAAAGAACAGAAUUUUAGUACAUGUAAGUUAAUCAUGACUCUAAGACACUGUCAUCAGCAGAUAAGAACUGGUAACUACUGGUUACCAUAACUACUAACACUAACAGAACAGAGCCAAACCUUAAUUUAAGGUUGUAGUGGAUUACCUAACUUGUCAUACUAUAUCAAAAACCUAAGACUUCAGAAUGAUUGUAAAGGUUGUUCUCUAUCCAACCUCAGACCAACGAAGGAAAAAAUGAUUUCAAAUGACAGAAAAAUACAUUAUUUCAAGCAUUAAGGAAAUAAAAUUUAAAUCCUCCAAAUAUUCUUAUAUCACGUUUUAAAAUGAACUUUUUGUCCUAUUAGUUACCAUAAGAUAUAGUUAUUUUCCUUAAUCUAUCAACCAGGUAUACAGACUUAUUUUUUAAGCCAGUCCACUUAGCUAAAUAAUAGAUCCAGCGCUGCUACCCUAUAAUCAUGUUCUUGAUGCACACAUUUUCUGUCUCCCCUCCGAUCAUUUCUGAAGCAUCUCGCAACUAAUAAAACAACAGAAGUAAAAACUGGUGUUGGAAAUA
Heterocephalus glaber (naked mole-rat) is the source of this 1563-nucleotide messenger RNA. RefSeq names its product phospholamban (gene Pln). Gene Ontology annotation, biological process: negative regulation of ATPase-coupled calcium transmembrane transporter activity; negative regulation of calcium ion import into sarcoplasmic reticulum; negative regulation of heart rate. Gene Ontology annotation, molecular function: ATPase inhibitor activity. NCBI's taxonomy places the organism in Eukaryota, Metazoa, Chordata, Mammalia, Rodentia, Bathyergidae. The record is from RefSeq and is a predicted model, not a curated record. Gene Ontology annotation, cellular component: membrane; sarcoplasmic reticulum.